Molecule: messenger RNA, 2026 nt
Organism: Moneuplotes crassus
Lineage: Eukaryota; Ciliophora; Spirotrichea; Euplotida; Euplotidae
Source: the annotation of a GenBank genome assembly
AUGCACUCGAAGAAGACAUAUCCAGACACCUUAGACGCACAGGUUGAGUAUCUUAAGGAGAAACUUAAUAAGAACACUACUAAAGCCUUAGUGAAGUUGAACAAGAAAAUGGGAGUUGAUCUUGGAAGAUCUUCUACCAAAGAUAUGUGGCUUACUGCUUGAUGUAAGAAACUAGUGACACUAGAGGGUCAAUCUCUUGUUCACAAGAUCCUUCCAAAAACCAUUAUUGAGCAACUUUUUGAGAGUUUCCCACCACCGUUAGUCAAAGCUAAAUUUGCUGAAGAGAUCAAGAAUUCCAAGUCUGUAGUAACUAUAGAUGAUGAAGCCGAUACUGAAGGCUCUGUUAAAGAAGUCCCUGGCUGUGUGAGGCAGUCUAGCCACGGCUCACUUAAACAAAGCUCUCUAAAGAACGACAGUGGUUUUGACAUGAAGAAAAGGACUAAAGAGUGUAAUCCUUAUGAGAACGAGUGGGUAAAAAUCAUUGAAGAUUUGAGAUAUGAAGAGAUAGAUUCUAAUCCAAAGAAUCCAUAUCCCUGAAUAAUGCAUACUGAAGAAAGCAAAGAUGUCAUUGACUGUGUUUGAGGCAAAACAACAGGAGGAAGAGUUAUUGAAUGAGAAAGAUGAGGCCGCCAACAACAUCAGAAAUGUAUGAGUGCACAACAAGAAGACAAGAAAGGAUUUAUUUGAAUUCUGUGUAAGAUGAAAGUCAUGGAUCCUUUUAUACUACCUAUAUACUGCAUUUUGAAGCCAUUCGAAGUGAAAACUGUCAACACCUUUGCAAAGCUUUCAAUGGAUUCAGCAGCUUUUGACCUUCCUGAAAAGCUAUACUCUUUACUAAAAUGAUCAAGUUCAGUGAAAAAUGAUAUUACCGUACAACUGAGAUGAGUGAGGAUCCCACCACCUCCAAGUGGAGACCUUAUUUGUAUGACAGGAGGUAGAAGCAGUGUAAAUCUAAAAGGCUAUGAACAUGGGUAUCCUAAGAAAGGAAUGCUUCAUCUAAACAAUGUGUUACACCGCAAAUUUGAUAUGCCUGCACCUCCGAACGAUGAAAAACGGAGGAAAGAUGAAAUUAUAGAGAUAUCCAGUUACCUUAAGAUGAAGAAAAACAUCAUUGAUAUCAGUAAAGUAUCCAACCACAAAGAUCCUGAAAGAUAUUUCUGUGCUAUCUUCUUGUGUAAAAAGUUUUCUAAGAAGCAGAUUAUUGGCUAUGUCCGCAAGAAAUGUAAGGAAGAUACCUCUGAAGCAAUGAAUACACUCAGAAGAAGAAUGGGCAAGGAUGAAAUUGUUGAGGGAAGACCACUCAAGAGAAGGAAGUAUGCUGAAGAUGAUGAGAUAGUCAUGGACCGUACCUUAAACUUCAAAUUUUCUUGUCCAAUCACUUGCACAAGACUUAGGAUCCCAGUAAAAGGGUACUAUUGAGAACAUAUUGAGUGAUUUGAUCUUGAGAACUUUAUUGUGAUGAACAACAACUUCAAAAGCUUCAAGUGCCCUAUAUGAAGUAAGAAGGCAGUGAUCCUUCAUGUUGAUACUAUCAACCAGAAGAUGAUUAAGGUGCUUCCACCUGAAACAACCCAGAUAAAGAUCAAAGAGGACAUGGUAGCAUACUGAAAUUCAGGGGUUCAGAUGGACCUUGAAAAACUAGUAGAGAUGAUCAAUAAUAAUGCCCCAGAAGAAGAAAUAAAAGCAAACCUAGUAGUAAAAAGUACAGUUCCUUUUGAUACAGAAACCAGUGACAACUCUGGUUCUGAAGAAGAAAAGAUUCCUCAAAAAGAAAAGCAUGUAGAAACUGUAAAUCUCCAAAAUUUAAGCAGUAAUGGGACUGCAGGUAAAGAACAACUUGGUAAAAAGAUUGAAGAUCCAUUGGAAAAGAAGAAUGGAGAGGCAGUUGAUGAGAUAUUAGGUUCAAACCCUCCUCCUAUUAGAGAUGUCUUCAAGCCUCCUCGAGGAAGGCUUAACUUUAAUGAGCCUAUUCUCUUAGACUAGAAAUGCUCUAUUAACGAACUAAUUGUUAGAAACAUUUUUAACU